CGAGCCUUUUAUUUAUUUACAGUUUGGAAGACUUUCAUAAUUGGAUUUCUAAAGCAAUAAACACGCGGGAAACCGAUCGCCUCAUCAAUUCUGAGCUGGGCUCUCCAAGCAGGGCAGCUGACCCUCAACCCGAGGCCUGGUGACUGUCGGCGGCCCCACUGCGCCUCCGCUGCGUGGACACAUUCCGGGGGGUAGCGCUCAUCCUCAUGGUGUUUGUCAACUACGGAGGGGGGAAGUACUGGUACUUCAAGCAUGCCAGCUGGAAUGGGCUGACCGUGGCUGACCUCGUCUUCCCGUGGUUUGUAUUUAUCAUGGGAACUUCGAUUUUCCUGUCGGUGACUUCUAUCCUGCAGCGGGGAUGUUCCAAGUUCAGAUUGCUGGGGAAAAUUGUGUGGAGGAGUUUCCUGUUAAUCUGCAUCGGAAUCGUCAUUGUGAACCCCAACUACUGCCUUGGUCCACUGUCCUGGGAGAAGGCACGCAUCCCUGGCGUGCUCCAGCGGCUGGGGGUGACCUACUUUGUGGUCGCGGUGUUGGAGCUGCUCUUUGCCAAGCCUGUGCCUGAGAGCUGCGCCUCGGAGAGAAGCUGCUUUUCUCUGCUGGACGUCACAUCCAGUUGGCCCCAGUGGCUCUUUGUGCUGGUGCUGGAAGGCGUUUGGCUGGCCUUGACGUUCUUCUUACCUGUUCCCGGCUGCCCAACGGGUUACCUGGGCCCCGGCGGCAUUGGCGACCUGGGCAAGUAUCCAAAUUGUACCGGAGGAGCUGCUGGCUACAUUGACCGCCUGCUUCUGGGGGACGACCACCUUUACCAGCACCCUUCCCCGGCGGUGCUUUAUCACACCAAGGUGGCCUACGAUCCUGAAGGCAUCCUGGGGACCAUCAACUCCAUCUUGAUGGCAUAUUUAGGAGUUCAGGCAGGGAAAAUACUCUUGUAUCACAAGGAUCGGACCAAAGGCAUCCUGAUCAGAUUCGCCGCCUGGGGGUGUUUUCUGGGGCUUAUUUCUGUUGCUUUGACGAAAGCUUCUGAAAAUGAAGGCUUUAUUCCAGUGAACAAAAAUCUCUGGUCCACCUCCUACGUCACCACGCUGAGCUCCUCUGCCUUCUUGAUCCUGCUGGUCCUGUACCCCAUUGUGGAUGUGAAGGGACUGUGGACAGGAACCCCGUUCUUCUACCCGGGCAUGAACUCGAUCCUGGUGUACGUGGGCCACGAGGUGUUUGCCAACUACUUCCCCUUCCAGUGGAGGCUGGGGGACAGCCAGUCCCACAGGGAGCAUCUGGUGCAGAACAUAGUCGCCACUGCACUCUGGGUGCUCAUCGCCUACGUCCUCUACAGGAAGAACGUCUUUUGGAAAAUCUGAGGCCCCAGCUGAAAUGAGAUGUGUGACUGGCAGACCACAGGGCCUGGGGAAUCAUUAAAAGGAGGCAUUCGUUAAAACAGCGGCUGGGCUGUGAAUUUCCAGAUUAUCAACAAGGAGGCUGACGUGGCUCCUGCGAAUCUGCCUGUGGACGUGGGACUUAAAUACCUGAAACAUAAUUGUCUUGUCUUCUCCGUCUUCUAUGGAAAUGGAUGCAUUUGGAACGUCUCAUUUAAUUUUUCAGAAGGGAAUUCACCAGGCCAUUUUGCUUCUGUGACGGGCAACACAAUCCACGGUCUGCUGCUCCCUGAUGUUCUUUGCCUGCACCUGCCUCUCCUCACGUAUCCACACCGACCAAGGUGCCACCUUGGCCGCCGUGGCUGGCUGUGACACUCGCUGGGUGUAUGUGCAGUAGCGCAGUCUAAUAGAUUUUUGGUGAAGUACAGCUUAAUAGUUCAAGAAAGUCCAAGCGAUUUCCUUUCAGCUCUGUAGGGCACUGGUGGGGCCAAAUAAAAAGCCUUUCUUUUUUUUUUAA
This is a messenger RNA of Sus scrofa (pig), 1887 nucleotides long. Its product is annotated as heparan-alpha-glucosaminide N-acetyltransferase. Lineage: Eukaryota; Metazoa; Chordata; Mammalia; Artiodactyla; Suidae. Gene Ontology annotation, biological process: lysosomal transport. The record is from RefSeq and is a predicted model, not a curated record. Gene Ontology annotation, cellular component: lysosomal membrane.